Elgaria multicarinata webbii is the source of this 7350-nucleotide messenger RNA. It is a transcript of the gene DGKZ, whose product is annotated as diacylglycerol kinase zeta. Gene Ontology annotation, biological process: regulation of synaptic transmission, glutamatergic; diacylglycerol metabolic process; intracellular signal transduction. The record is from RefSeq and is a predicted model, not a curated record. Gene Ontology annotation, cellular component: nucleus. NCBI's taxonomy places the organism in Eukaryota, Metazoa, Chordata, Lepidosauria, Squamata, Anguidae. Bases 310 to 4056 code for a protein of 1248 amino acids. Gene Ontology annotation, molecular function: protein binding; ATP-dependent diacylglycerol kinase activity. The transcript is spliced from 33 exons.
GCUCCAGUUUCCCGACGAGGCACGCCGGGGACCGCAGCUGGGGCUUAGCCGGGCAUGCACCACCCGUCGUGGGGACAUGCUACUCGGCUGUCGCGCUCUCGUUUCUGCAGCCGCCGCCGCUGCUGCUUUGGCGGGAGGCGUCGUGGAUUAGCCCCGGCCCGAAGCAGCUUCGUCCGCACUUUCGUUCUUCCGCCCGGGCAGCGAUUCAUGGACUCGGGCGAGAGGCUGUCGCUGCCGCCUGGGACUGAUCUUCCCGCGGGGAUGACUGGCGCUCUCCGGUGAAGGUGACAGCAGCACAGCCGCAGGGGCAUGGAGCCACAGGAGGGCAACGAGAGGGGCUCGGGCGGCGGUGCUGGUGCUGCCGCCGCCGCCGCUUGCUCCAGCUCGCCGUCCUCUGCCAGCUCGGAGACCUCCAUGUGUCCAGAGCAGGAGAAGGUCCCACCGUUGGGACGAAGACACAGCAAGAAAAGGUUUGGGCUGAAGAUCUUCGGGCGCAGGCACUUCAGGAGGAAGACUGUGUUGUCAGGGCCUCGACGCACCAGCGUGGUGGCCCUGCCUGCCAGCAAAGCAAGACGGCGCUCUGUGGUGGGCCAGCCCUCUGCCUCGCUAGCCCAGCGCCGUCGCAGAUCCAGCACCCACCUGCAAGGGCUGUCCUGCUUGGGCUCUCGGUGUAGGCGUAGGUCAUCUUCCCGGAGGCGAUCCAGCACCACCACCCCACGCCUGAGCCCUAGGUUUUCAGUCCAGAAGAAGCGUGGGGGCCGAGUGCGCAUCAUAGAUUCUCACCUCAUAGGGCCCUCCUUGCUCCUGGCAAGCCUCAUCCAAGUGUAUGAGGAAGAGGAAAGGAGGCAGGCGCCUGGUGCUGAAAGUGCCAGCUCAGAGUCCCCUAAGGAGGAUCUAGCGGAGAGUGACUGGAGUGAGGAAGCGGCCUCCUCGGGCUCUGAAGGAGCCGGCCUGGCAGCGGAGCAGGAGAGGCAGGAGCUGCAAGCUGAGUGUUCAGUGCAUGCCGGUCGCCCUGCUGAGCCGAGGCCUCUCCUGCGAGACCCUCACUACCUGCGCCGCAGGUCCUCCCACCUCCUACCUGCUGAAUUUGUGCACAGCAGGGCAACCUAUGGGCUGCAAGGGCGCUACAAAUACUUCAGCCAGCGGCGGCGCUCCAGUGGAACACCCAGGCCAGGAGCUUUGCUCCAACCGUGCAGGAUGAAGCGGGCUGCCAGGAGGUGGAAGGUGCCCGUUGGGACCAGUUGGCUGUCGUUGACUGCACUUAAAUCCCUGGGAAUGGCUCCUGCCCACAGCGGCUGUGGCAGUGACUCCUCUGAAGGCUGCAGUGCCCUGUCGCCAAAAGCUAUUGCUAAGUCUGGUCUUCAGCACAUGGUAGCCCAACCAACCCCCACAUUAGCCCUAAGAAGCGACUUGGAGAGGGAAAUUCGCAGUACUGUUGACUGGAGCGAGACUGCAGUUUAUGGGGAGCACAUCUGGUUUGAAACGAAUGUCUCGGGGGACUUCUGCUACGUGGGGGAACAAAACUGUGUAGCAAAAAUACUGCAAAAGCCUCUGUCCAAGCGCAAGUGUGCAGCCUGCAAGAUUGUAGUCCACACACCCUGCAUAGAACAGCUAGAGAAAAUAAAUUUCCGAUGCAAGCCUUCUUUCAGAGAAUCUGGAUCAAGGAAUGUACGAGAGCCUACUGUCGUUCGGCAUCAUUGGGUACACAGGAGACGCCAGGAAGGGAAAUGCCGACAAUGUGGAAAGGGUUUCCAGCAGAAAUUUGCCUUUCACAGCAAGGAGAUAGUAGCCAUCAGCUGUUCCUGGUGUAAGCAAGCAUAUCACAGUAAAGUUUCAUGCUUCAUGCUGCAGCACAUUGAGGAGCCCUGCUCGCUAGGGGCACAUGCUGCGGUUGUCAUCCCUCCCACCUGGAUUUUGCGGGUCCGGCAUCCCCAAAACACACUAAAGUCAAGUAAGAAGAAAAAGAGGACAUCAUUCAAGCGGAAAUCCAGCAAGAAGGGGCCUGAGGAGGGGCGAUGGAAACCCUUCGUAAUCAAGCCCAUCCCAGCACCUCUCAUGAAGCCACUGCUGGUGUUUGUGAACCCCAAGAGUGGUGGGAAUCAGGGGACAAAGAUAUUCCAGUCAUUUAUGUGGUAUCUCAACCCUCGGCAAGUUUUUGAUCUCAGCCAAGGAGGCCCUAAAGAGGCGUUGGAGAUGUAUCGUAAAGUGCACAACCUACGGAUCCUGGCCUGUGGAGGAGAUGGUACGGUGGGAUGGAUACUCUCCAUCUUGGACCAGUUACGCCUGAACCCUCCGCCUCCUGUGGCUAUCCUUCCUCUGGGGACAGGAAAUGACCUGGCAAGAACGCUGAACUGGGGUGGGGGUUACACAGAUGAGCCCUUGUCAAAGAUCCUAUCGCACGUAGAAGAAGGGGAGAUUGUGCAGCUUGACCGCUGGAAUCUACAGGUAGAACCAAAUCCUGAGGCAAACCUUGAAGAGAAGGAUGAGACGGCUACGGACAAGCUCCCUCUUGAUGUCUUCAACAAUUAUUUCAGCCUUGGUUUUGAUGCUCGGGUGACGCUGGAAUUCCAUGAAUCCAGAGAGGCCAAUCCAGAGAAAUUUAACAGCCGGUUUCGGAAUAAAAUGUUCUAUGCUGGGACGGCAUUCUCUGAUUUCCUCAUGGGGAGCUCCAAAGACUUAGCAAAACAUAUCAAAGUGGUGUGUGAUGGGACAGACCUGACACCCAAAAUCCAAGAUCUGAAGCCUCAGUGUCUUGUCUUCCUAAACAUUCCAAGGUACUGUGCAGGCACCAUGCCUUGGGGGAACCCUGGAGAGCACCACGACUUUGAGCCCCAACGCCAUGAUGAUGGCUGCCUUGAGGUCAUUGCCUUCACCAUGACAUCCCUGGCAGCACUGCAGGUGGGUGGCCACGGAGAGCGGUUGCACCAGUGCCGGGAGGUGCUGCUCACCACAACCAAGGCCAUCCCCAUGCAAGUGGACGGAGAGCCCUGUAAACUGGGGCCUUCCUGUAUCCGCAUUUCCCUGCGCAACCAGGCCAACAUGGUGCAGAAGACCAAGAGGCGCAAUUCCAUGCCUCUACUUAACGAUCAGCAGCCAGUUCCAGAACGGCUGAGAAUCCGCGUAAGCCGAAUCGGCAUGCACGACUAUGAGGCACUUCACUACGACAAAGAGAAGCUCAAGGAAGCAUCUGUGCCCCUGGGAAUUAUAGUUGUGCCAGGAGACAGUGACCUGGAGUUAUGCCGGACCCACAUUGAGAGGCUUCAGGAGGAUUUCCCUCCAUGCCCUUCCGCUAUUCAGGGUCUAUUUCCUCAGGAAGGGGAAGGAGCCAAACCAAAGACACUGUCAUGCCAGAAGCUGUCUCCCAAGUGGUGUUUCCUGGACUCAACUACAGCAGAUCGUUUUUAUAGAAUAGACCGUGGCCAGGAACAUCUCAACUAUGUGACGGAGAUUUCCCAGGAUGAGCUCUUUGUGUUGGACCCAGAACUGGUGCGCACCCAGACAGUGGGUACAUCUCCUGCCAUGCCUGACCUUGUUGAUGUGCCCUCAACACCCACAAGGCAACACCUUGCUCCCCCAGCUUCACCACCAUCCACACCAGUCUCCAGCUCAAAAUUGGAGAGCUGCCCCUCUCUCAAAGAUGAUGCUUUGAUAGAUGCUGCCAAGAAUAACGAUUUCCACAAGUUUAAAGAACUUCACCGUGCUGGAAAGGACUUGAUGAUGCGCGAUCGGACAGGCCAAACUGUCCUGCAUCAUGCGGUCAAAUCAGGGAACAAGGAGAUUGUCAAAUACAUAAUUGAAAAUGCUCCUGCAGAGAUUCUGGAUAUGGCAGAAGAAGAGAAUGGUGAGACCAGUUUGCACCAGGCUGCAGCCCUUCACCAGCGAACCAUCUGCCAUUACAUUGUGGAGGCUGGGGCUUCACUGAUGAAAACAGAUCUGCAGGGUGACACACCCAAGCACAGAGCUGAAAAGGCAAAUGACCCAGACCUGGCUGCCUACCUUGAAAAUCGACAGCACUACCAGAUGAUCCAACGAGAGGAUCAGGAGACAGCCGUGUAGCACUCAGCGUGCCUUAUCUCUGCCCAGGGAGCAGAAGAGCAGAGUGGCACAGGUGCCUGACCAGCCUUUCCUUGAAUAUCCAGCAUGGAGAGGAUCCAGGGCUUUGUUUGGGCUUGGCCAUGACACUGUUAUUUAUUAGUGCAGUGGGUGUUGAGCAAUGCUGACUCCAUGUCCCACCAACACCACAUUCCACGGAUGGGACUCUGCUGCUCGUUGUUCCCUUCCUGUCAGUCUCCAGGUCCUACUGAGGGCCACUGCUGCUCCCUCAAAGCAUUAAGAAGGAUGCUCUUAUUCUUUUCCCAUCACUGCUGGAGCCCCCGCUUGUGACGUCUGGGCGCUUGGGCUGUAAUGUCUCUAAGGGAUGGCGUCCGCAGCCCUUUUGGGUCUCCUGUUGCUCAGUUCCACCUUUCUUCCCCCACCCCAACGUUCCCAGCAGUGGGUGCUGCCUUUCUCAAUAGUUUCAUCAGUAGUAGUACCCAUUGUCCUGGCAAUGCCAUGUUACUGGAAAAUCGCUGGCACAAAUCUUGACACACAACAGAACAUAGGGGUGAGAAGGCUGGUGGUGUGCUAGAGCCCUGCCUCUGCGAUUGACACAUCACAGUGUUCAAUUGCUUGUGUGGACCUUGAGUGAUGGUCACACAGGCAAACAGCCUGAGUAGCCAAAGCAAGCCAUAGGCCAGUCUAGCAUCCUCCCAAAUGCAGUAUAUCCCCCCGUUCACCUUGGUUCCUCCCACUUGCCCUGUUAACCCCAUACUGUGUGUCCCAUCCUCUAAGGGGUGCUGAUAUAACAGGAUGUAAGUGCCUGAUACAUCCAGAGAACACCAUGAGAAACCCUCCCCCCUCCAACUUAGAGUAAGCUGCUCCAAGUUGACUUUUGAGCCUGCUGCACUAGACAUUUUGAGCGAAGUGCCUCCUCCCAAUCUUUCCAACUUCCCCAGUUCCCCCCCCCCACCAUUCUCAUGUAUUGCCUUACCUCUCCUAUUUGCACUCACUGACUUCGCGAACAGCAGCCUGUUGUGAAUGUGUACAAAAUGUGUUGAGGUAGCAGGGUGUUUGCUGAGAGGACAGGGGCUCAAACCUUACCCUGCGUAGGCCAUCAGCUCUUGUCACAGUUAGGAAUCAAGGGCUCCUGGUAGGAGGUUCGUUUUUUUGUUUUCUUUUAGGGUGAUAUAAUCAUACACUGAGAUAAAGGGAACUGAAUCCAUUAACCAGUGUUAAUGGCACGCUGCAUCCAUAUAUCCAGGGACCAGUAGUUAGAGGUGCUAGCAAUAAGGGUUGGAAAAGUUCCUGCAUAGUCUCCUAAUUCCUUGUCUGAACAGGAAUGGCCUUUGCAGUUUAUUCCUAGACAUGAACACACUCAGCCUCCCCACAGUGUCCUGGUGUCCAGAUUUACCCAAAAUUAUUGUAGCCUGGUAUGCAUCCCCUUCAUAGUAUGCAGAUGCCCUGAGCACUAAUGGAAGCAGAUCCUACGUUUCUUCCUAAGAUCUUUGCUUAACCAGGUCUCUCAGCUCUAGCUCUGGUUUUGCUAAAUCAAAACAUACAAAAGAAACAAACUUAGGAGGAAUUCCUUCUUUGACAUGAUCAGGCAUGGGUAGCAGAAGUCUUGUUUUCAAUAGAGAGGCCUCCCAAGUAUUCUGGGCCAGUUGCAUUUAACCAGCCUGCAUGUCUCUAGCUGUGUUAAAGCUACUUUCAGUCAUCCUCAGAAUAUAUUGAGCAGGUAGUCAGCUGGCCUGAUGCUGGCUCCAUAUGGAGUGGGAGCAAUAACCACAGAGAGGCCCAGCUGACUUGCAGUUGCAGGAGGGAGUGCAAUUCCAUAAACAGGCAAUUCUGCCAGUAGGUUAAGGGAGUGAGAGCUCUGCUUAGCCUUGGGAAGAGUGCGCUAGCGGUGGAUGAAAAAGGGUUUGAGGAGUUUAAAUCUGCAGUUUGGGGCAAGAAUGCUUAAACCUCAAUGAAGCUGCGAGCUAUUUUCUGAAACAAUUGGAAGAUGAGUGGCUUUCUGUGGAAUGACGACAACAUUGGCCUGCAAAGGAGCACUGAAUGUUAGGAGGCUGUAAAAGAUGUGUUUGCUCACUUAACGUUUUUACAUUGGUUCAUCUUAGAGAGCCUGGGAGUUAUGGAAAAGCUAGUGGGAAAGGGAGCCUGUCCACAAGACUAAUCAGUGUUUGUUUACUAUAGAUACAAGAGUUGAAUUUGAAGGGAGGAACUGCACAGACAUGUUGGGAUUUUCCACAUUUUGGAAGGCUUAGCAAGAUCAGGGUCAGGAAUUUGCUACAUUUCAUCCAGCAAUCAUUCUUCAUUAGGGAAUAACUGGUAUCUGCCUGGAAGCUUGUCUUCCUUCAAGUCUGCCUUUGCUAACUUUCUGUACCUAAUGCCAUUCUGACUUUUGAGGUAUUGAGAACCCUUGAUUGCAACUGAGACGUUGGCACAUGCCCUUGUGUCCAUUUGGAUCCCUUUGAGACCUUGCUCUUCCCACCUAGCUGUGUCCCUGGCACCAUCUAGACAUGCCACCAUGCAACGAAGUUCACACAUAAGGAUACUUGCACAGCACUAUUGACACAGGUCCCAGGUGAGAGGUGGGCAGUCCUAAACCAGACAUUCAUUCAGGUUUCAUCUCUGCGAUAUCCUCUUUCCCUGCAUUCCCCUCUAGAGGUGUGAUGGUAAAAUAAACAAGGCCCUUUAGGCAAUUCACGCUUGGCGCAAGCACACAGCCGUGUCUUUCAGCCUUGCACAACUGCCAUACCAAUAAAGGCAACUUUACAUCCUACUGUGGCUCAGGUGGAAGAGAAUGUCCUGACGUUGACAGUCACACAAGGCCCCACCACUGACGUAUGGCAGGGCUCAUGUUUUGGUCUUCUUAAAUAGUCAAAAAUGCUCUCUUAUAGCUGGAUGUACAGGCCAGCCCCUGGAAGUGUUUAUACCCCAUGAGCCUGCUGUUAUUUCUUUCCCCCUUUUAUAUGUCUUCUUAAAUUUUGUACAGGUAGUUCAAAGCACACUGUUUCCCCCAUCCCCCUUUGUAUGUGUGUUUGUGCAUGCGUGCGUGUCCUAAGCUGAGUUGCUGUGCAAUUCAAACCUUGGCUUGUUUUACUCCAAGGGGGAGGAGCGUGUUUGAGGGUGGGUUUUCCCCCCCUGUGCAAUACCUACUUCCUGUCUCCUAGAUUCAGACUAUUAGGACAUGCUGGAUUGACUGUAUUAUUUUGUAACUGUGUUGGAAGCUUGUGCUUCUGUUGGCUUUCUUCUUGACAGUUUAAAUGUUUUGUUGGGUUUUGCCAUUAAAAUGUAACGAUGGACAUUUUA